ACAAGGAAACACAAGAACAAAACCUAACAAGGUCCAAUCAUAUAUCCUUCACACAAAGCGUAGAACAAGUUCUACUUGAAAUGGCCGGACAAAGCAAUGAGCUGAAGCUUCUAGGCACGUUCUCGAGCCCGUUUGCGCUGCGAGUGAAGCUUGCGCUAAGCUUCAAAGGCUUGAGCUACGAGUACAUCGAGGAGAAGGAUCUCCACAACAGCAAGAGCGAGCUCCUCCUCAAGUCCAACCCUGUGCACAAGAAGGUGCCCGUACUCUUCCACAACGGCAAGCCUGUAUGUGAGUCCAUGAUCAUCAUUCAGUACCUCGAGGAGGCGUUUGCUGACGCCGGGCCCUCCCUCCUCCCUUCUGAUCCCCACGAACGCGCUGUUGCUCGGUUCUGGGCCGCCUACAUUGAUGAGAAGCUCUUCAGCUCGUGGAUGAUGGUGUUCAGGGGCAAGACGGAUGAGGAGAAGGCGGAGGGCACGAAGCAGUCGUUCGCCGUGGCGGCAACGCUGGAGGGAGCCCUGAGCGAGUGUUCCAAGGGGAAGCCCUUCUUCGGAGGCGAAACCAUCGGGUACCUCGACGUCGCGCUUGGAGGGUUUGUCGCCUGGAUUCACGCCAUCGAGAAGCUAUAUGGACUGAAGCUGUUCUUCGACGCUGGGAAGACCCCGCUCUUGGCGGCGUGGCUGGAGCGCUUCUGCGAGCUGGAUGCUGCCAAGGCGGUCUUGCCGGACGUUGAGAAGCUUGUCGAGCUCGCUAAGAUGAGGCAAGCCCAAGCUGCUGCUGCUGCCGCCGCCGCCGCCGUUGCCCAAGACAAUACAGUUACCUCCUCUCUCUCUCCAAAUGCGAUCAAGAGCGCAGUGAGAAACAGAGAACACACGCGCAAAAGAGCUCAAAACAAGCAGAAAAUGGCUGGCGAAGAUGAGCUGAAGCUGCUGGGCAUGUGGGCGAGCCCGUUCGUCCUCCGUGCGAGACUUGCGCUCAGCUUCAAGGGCCUCAAGUACGAGUACGUCGAGGAGGAGAUCUUUGGAAACAAGGGCGAGCUUCUUGUCAAGUCCAAUCCGGUGCACAAGAAGGUACCCGUCCUCAUCCACAACGGCAAGCCCAUCUGCGAGUCACAGGUCAUCGUGCAGUACAUCGAUGAGAUCUACGGCGGCGCCGCUCCUUCUCUCCUCCCCGUCGACCCCUACGACCGUGCUGUGGCUCGCUUUUGGGCAGCCUACAUUGACGACAAGUUGUUCAGCUCGUUCAUGGUGAUGAUAAUGGGCAAGACGGAGGAAGAGAAGGCAGAGGGGAGGAAGCAGUUGUUUGCCGCGGCAGAGACCUUGGAGGGAGCACUCAAGGAGUGCUCUAAUGGGAGACCCUUCUUCGGCGGCGACAGCGUCGGGUACGUGGACAUCGCGCUCGGAGGCUUCGUCGCGUGGUUGCAGACGAGGGACAUCUUGUCUGGCUUGAAGCAUUUCGACGCCGACAAGACCCCGCUCCUGGCGGCGUGGCUGGAGCGAUUCUGCGCGUUGAACGAAACCCAGGCAGUCAUGCCGGACGUGAUGAAGCUGGUCGAGCUCUCCAAGAAGAGGCAGGCCCAGGCUGCUGCUGCAGCUGCCGCCGCGGUCCAAGGUAAUUGAAUUGAAGUGGCUGCCGCGCCCAUUUGUGGAAUUAAUUAGCUUGGACUCACCUAUAAUGUUGUUGCAUCGACUCUCAGAAUGAAAGAACAGCUAUAUGUUUUGUAA
This is a messenger RNA of Sorghum bicolor (sorghum), 1721 nucleotides long. RefSeq lists its product as uncharacterized. The coding region runs from base 81 to 1616 and encodes 511 amino acids. Lineage: Eukaryota; Viridiplantae; Streptophyta; Magnoliopsida; Poales; Poaceae. The record is from RefSeq and is a predicted model, not a curated record. The transcript has 4 exons. Gene Ontology annotation, biological process: glutathione metabolic process. Gene Ontology annotation, molecular function: glutathione transferase activity. Gene Ontology annotation, cellular component: cytoplasm.